Molecule: messenger RNA, 2298 nt
Organism: Meloidogyne enterolobii
Lineage: Eukaryota; Metazoa; Nematoda; Chromadorea; Rhabditida; Meloidogynidae
Source: the annotation of a GenBank genome assembly
AUGGGUUCACUUUAUCGGAGCGAGGAGAUGCGCUUUUGUCAAAUGAUUGUGGAAAGGGAUGCUGCUUUUGCCUGCGUUGCAGAACUCGGCAAAAAGCCGUAUGUUCAAUUUAAAGAUUUAAACGCGGAAGUCAAUUCUUUUCAAAGAAUGUUUGCCAAGGAUAUACGUCGCUUUGACGAAAUGGAACGAAAAUUGAGUGAGAUUUUAAAUAAUUUUAGGUUAAUUAAAGCCCAAAUAAUUGUAAUAGGGUUUUUGGAGGCGCAAAUUCGAAAAGACAAUAACACAAUACUUGGAAGUGUUGAAAGUCGAGACCCAAUUGAGGUCAUGCCGCAUCAUGAGAUUAAUCAACUUGAGCAAACAUUAGUUGAUUUGGAACGCGAUGUAAUUCACAUGAAUAACAGUGACCAACAAUUGAAGCGAAAUUAUUUGGAGCUUAAAGAAUGGCAGCAUGUAUUAGAGAAGGCGGACCAAUUCUUUGAAGGGGUUUGCCGAAUUUAUAGCCUUGCAAAAAUACCUAAUUUUAAUAGGGAAUUAGUGAUGCCGCAGUGCAUGAGAUCGAACAGCAAAGUGCCGCUGCUGAAAGCGAAGCUGGUAUUGCUCUGCACUCUGCCGAGAAGGAACCUACUGGUCGACGUACGGCUUUUGUUCGUCACAUUGAAAUUGAAGAGCAUCUGGAGCAUCCAGAAACGGUGCUUUUAUUGUAGUUUUGUUUGCGAAGGAUUUAAAGCUAGGCAGUACAAUCAAUGCCCACGAACAAGUGAUAUUCUAUCAUUCCUGAUAGUUUCCGAUCAUAUAAUUUUAGGUCCCGACCGAAAGACUGCGCUACAACAAGUUCAAGCGAGUCUUAACGACAUGCAAAUGGUUAUGUCUCAAACAAGAGAGCAUCGAAUGAAAGUUUUGAAUGCGGUAGCAGCGAAUCAUCGUAACUGGCUUAAACAAGUUAGAGUCCACAAAUCAAUUUAUUCCACCCUUAACAACUUUACUUUUGAUGGAAUUGGCAAAUUUUUUGUCGCAGAAUGUUGGGUUCCGCUUGAUGAUGUGCAAGCCGUUCGUGAAGCAUUGGAAACUGGAGUGAGUAAGCAUGGAAGCACUGUGAAACCUGUAUUAAAUGUUGUGCAUACCAGUGAAAUGCCACCUACUUAUAACCGUACAAACAAAUUUACUGCAGUCUUCCAAGGAAUUGUUGAUUCUUAUGGAGUUGCUUCCUAUUUGGAAUUGAACCCUGCUCCUUAUACUAUAAUUACAUUUCCAUUCAUCUUCUCAUGCAUGUUUGGUGAUUUGGGACACGGAAUUUUGAUGUUUCUUUGUGGUUUGUAUUUGGUUGUUAGAGAGCGCAAUCUAGAGGCUAGGCAAAUAAAAGAUGAGAUUUUCAACAUGUUCUUUGGCGGGCGAUAUAUUAUUUUGUUGAUGGGUCUUUUCUCAAUGCAUGCUGGUCUCGUCUACAACGAUGCUUUUGCAAAAUCAUUUUCUAUUUUUGGAAGUGCCUGGAAAAAUCCUUAUCCUUCAGAGCAAAUUGGAAAAUGGCUGAACCAUUCAGAACAUGGGAAGGAGAUGUUGGUAGAGUUGCCCUCAGAAUUUGCUUUUAUGAAACAAUCAGGCCCUUAUGCGUGUCAUCCUUGGAAUUGCUCAAAUGACAUUCGGUGUAUGUCUUUCGUAUCAAAACUACAAAUUGAAAUCUUCACGGUAUUUAUUCCUCAGAUGAUAUUUAUGGGUAGUAUCUUCAUAUAUCUUUGCCUACAAAUUGUGCUAAAGUGGAUGUUAUUUUGGGUUAAACCUGAGACGAUUUUUGGUCGCCAAUAUCCGGGUUCGCAUUGCGCACCUUCUUUAUUGUCAUUUCUUGAAGCAAUACUUGUUAUCAUUGCUGUUCUUUGUAUACCUAUAAUGUUGUUUGGCAAACCGAUACAUAUUUUGAUGCAUCAACGAAGGGCAAAACGUGCUGUUUCUGAUAACAUGUAUGUACUUGGCUGUGUCUCCCAUACUGCUUCUUAUCUUAGACUAUGGGCUUUGUCGCUUGCACACGCACAGCUCUCGGAAGUUCUUUGGGACAUGGUGUUGGAGAACGCCUUUGCAUUUAACGACAUCAAAGGUUACAUCGCACUUUACGCAAUAUUUUUUGCAUUUGGGGUACUCACCUUCUCCAUACUUGUGCUUAUGGAGGGGCUUUCUGCUUUUUUACAUGCCUUACGUCUACACUGGGUUGAAUUUCAAAGCAAAUUUUACCUUGGACAAGGCUAUAUAUUUGCGCCUUUCUUUUUUAAAGAUAUUCUACAAAGGGCAUCAGUUGCUGAAAUGGCCUAA